Pseudo-nitzschia multistriata is the source of this 2520-nucleotide messenger RNA. Lineage: Eukaryota; Bacillariophyta; Bacillariophyceae; Bacillariales; Bacillariaceae. The record is from the annotation of a GenBank genome assembly.
CUGGAAUUUAUAGAGGUGAGUCGUAGAAUCUUUUUUAAAUAGUCAUGGCAUUGCAGGCAUUCCCUCGAAAAACCAGUUAAUGGACUCAAUUCUUGUCGGAAUGCGCCAUAGUUGGUGGCGGUAUAGAUGGCGGGCUCGUGUAGCGCAAAAUGUUCUUGGUAUGGGUCACGGGCAGCUCUCAUCCGACUAAAAGUGUUUAAACGAGCAUUCAUGUCCCGCUUCCCCGACUGGACAUACYAAAAUCGUUAAAAAUCACGGCCUGCGCGGAAGAAUUAUCUCCGUUGAUUCACAAGCCGGUUCAUUUGCUCCCACAAAAAAAUCUAAAUCGUCCGAUGRCAAACAAAAAGAUUGACGCGCAGACGAAUUCAGAUGAUCCAUUGCUUAGAAAACUCGAUACAGUUCUAUCGAUCUUCCCGUUUUUCCAUAAUUUUUCGAUGAGUAAAGACGCUGAAAAAAUCAUGGGGGAAGUGGACUUCGAGAUGAGCUCGCAAGCUAAGUAUUGGAUGUUCGACGAAGACUCUCUUCUCGAAUGUAGAAAGCGUGCAUGUARUAACACAGCAUCUAAGUCAAGCACAAGCAACGGGAAACCAAGAGUGCGUAAAUUCGCUUGCGGAUACAAUGGAAGAAAAACGACAACAACAGCAUCAGAAGCAACGGCCAAAACAAACGAAAGUGACCAUGCUACUAUGUUUGAUCUACCAAGAAACAUGACUCCAAAAGAUCAAGAGACCCUGAUUCAUUUUCACGCUCAUCAAAUUCAAAAACUCGUCGGGCCGAAUGCUAUUUUCCCUCUAUUGAAAAGAGGAUCUUCCGUAUUAUCUACCGCAAUCAUGCUUUUCCGAAAAUUCUUUCUAUCAAACUCUGUCGUCGACUUYCAUCCUCGCAAUAUCGCAGCAGCUAGUGCUCUACUGGCUGUAAAGACAGAUUGCGAACGAAACCUACCGGUAAGUCCAACAAAAGAGGUACUACCAUACCUUGGUAGUCCCAGACUUGAUUCAAUUUUUUCCGCAUCGGAAGGGAACGUCUUUGAAUUUUGGGGCGAAUCGCGCAUCGCGCGAGAUUAAUCUUAAUUUUAGGCUGACACCCGCGGAAUGCGCMCUAAGUAACCAUGAUUUUAAUCGGCAUACACGAAUACAACCGAAAGCGCGCGAGUCAWUCUACUCAUUUUUUUGGUAUCCUCGCCAGCACUCACACAUGUUUCAUGUUCUUUCUCCGCCAAUUUUUAACAGAUUGACGUCUUAUCGCACGCGACAUUCGUCGUUGAGAUGAGAGCACAGAAUGAUCCUCUUUCGAUGGACGAAUUGAGAGGUGUUACUAUCGAAGAGAUUGAGGCGGCAGAGAGGAUACUUCUCGAGGGAUGCGACUACAGGCUUCGUAGUCAUCAUCCGUAUGGUGCUAUCAAAGUACUUGCUUCAGAUGUUGUAUCCYAUUUCAUGAAGCCACCAGAACGAACCAAUGACACCGCAUACCACUCUUCRUGUUCUGUAGAUGAUACUAUGGGAAGGGGGAGUGUGUACACAUCUCCUCGCAGUAUUGUAUGUGGGUAYCCAUCGUACACUAGCUACUACAACGACGACCACAUUGGUCUCGAUACACUUUGUGAAAGGGCACUAUCCAUUGCACAGUCUGCACUGGUCUACUCAGAUAUCAAUUUCCUCUUCAAACCAGGUCAAAUUGCGUUUGCUGCCGUAGCAUUGGCACUUGAUAGUCACGCCUACAACUACGACGACGAAUCACCUACUAGCAAUCGUUUGGGAACGAAGAUGCGAGAAUAUAUGUUUGCACGAUUUUCUCAGAAGAGUGAGGAUGAGAUAUCGGAAUACGAAGAAGAAGUAAGCAAAAUUAUUUCCACUCUCGAAAACUGCUCUGCAAUUGACCUGGAAAUGUUUUCCCCUUUUUGGCAGUUCCACCAACGCCGCUACGCCAAGACUGCAGAGAGGGAGGCAAUCAAAACCCGCAAGGCUAUUUUUACCGCAUCCCGGCUACGAGUUGUCUCGAAAUCUACAUUUAGAGCACCUGUAGCCUCAUCACUUAGGGCACGUCCAUCGUCCCCUCCGCCUUUUGGAUACCGUCACCACGAACACUAUCCUACUACUAGCAGCCGUGCCCAUCAUUAUCAGCAUCUACGCUACAGUCAACCGUAUUAUGACUUCGAUGGAUGUCAACGAAAGCGUGGGCGUGAAGAAGAAUGCGARUGGACGCCWGAGCACCAGCAUCACAAUCAUCCUUCGUACCACCACAGCAAGAUCGCUCGUGUCACCCCAAUCAAUACUCCUUUUAUGUAGUAUGGGAUGAGCUCGCUAAUUAUUGCCGGAUAUGGUACAAAAAGACAGAACAAAAAAGAGAUUAUUGGAGGUAAUUGAACACAACUUACCUUAUAACUCCACCAGACACUAUGGGAUUGCGUCUGGAAAGUAUCUCGAUCCAUGAUUUGGUAUAGGGAACCGAAUCAAAAGAGACAAUUUUGUUCUUAAAAAAAUUGACAACAUUAUAUUGAAAUAAUAGAAAAUAACGUACACU